AUGGACGGCGACGUCGACGAAACCGUUGGCGAAAAGGGUAACAGUGGCGGGGGCAAUCGUCAGCGACAGCAGCAGCAGCAGCAGCAGCAGCAGCAGCAGCAGUUGCUGUGGCCGCCGCAGGCGCAGCCGCAUCAGACGCUGCUUCCGCAGAUGGUGCUUCCCGCAAGACUAGACUCAGCGGGUAACGCGGCGGGAGAGGCGGGCGGGGCAACCACUUUCAACCCGCUCCCCUUCCGGGACCUAACCCUCCCCGCAUACUCCCUCAUCUCCUCCCCGCACUCCCCCUCGCGCUCCCCCCCGCGCUCCCCGCCGCGCGGGAUUUCCCCGGGUUCCGCGGAACCCAUGUCCGCGGACGCCUUCUCCGCCGCGCCGUUCGGCUCCCCCUACCACUCUUCCGCCUCUGUCAGCGCAACCUUCCCCGCGAGCUCCCCCGCGUCUCCGUUCCCCGCGCCGUCGUGCGCGGGCUCGUGCUUCUUCCCCGCGGCGGGGGCUCCUCCUCCCCCACGGCCUCCGCUUCCCGCUCCGCUUCCGCCUACGCUUCCGCUUCCGCCGCCGCGGCAGGUGGACUGCCGGCGCAUGAACCCGCCUCUGGGGCGGUUGAUUUCGCGCCUGUGCGGGUUCCAGUCGGGGAUAAUGCAGCGCCGCCAGCACGUGUUCGUGAUGCACCACGGGGAGCGCGCGGACGCCGCCGACCCCCUGUGGGCGCGGAGAGAGGGCGCGGAGCGCGCGUGGGACCCGCCCCUGUCGGAAUGGGGGAAAUACCAGGCUUAUGAGGUGGGCAUGAGGCUGAGGCAGGAGGGGUGGGGAGUCACGCGCAUCGUGUACCUCUUGCUCUCCCUGUCCCGACUCGCUCCCUUCCCCUACUCUCUUCGCCUCUCCAACCCCUCUUUCCCCCUUGCCCCCUCUACCUCCCCAAUACCCCCUUCCCCUUUUCCUCACGUGAAGCAGGCCCCUACCAACCCACAUUGUUUGCUCAGCAUUCCUCCCAUCUCUUCUCCCCUCCCUCUUCCCUUUCUUCUCCUCCUUUCCUCGCUGCCUUCACAUACCCCUCUCCCUCCCACCUUCCGUUACCCUCCCCCAACCCCCGCCUUCCCUUUACCCUCUUCUCCGUUGCCUUCCAAUACCCUCCCCCCUUUACACUUCCCGCAGCAAUCAUCCCUCACGCCUCAGCCGAGCCUGGCCCUCCCCCCGGACCGCAAGCGCAAGUUCGGCAUGUGGGACGGGGCAUGGCAGGGCGCGGGAGGCGUGGGGGGGGAGGUGAGAGUAGCAGUUCACUACGGGCUGCAUGAGGUGGUCCGGCAGGGGGAGGGAGGGGCAGAGGCUGGCAACUCUGGUAAUAGCAAUUCUGCUGCCUCGCUGGCACCUCGCGAUUGGCUGGAAGGCAUGUUCCCGCCGGGCGCAGUGGACAGGAUUCUGCCAGUUGUCGCUGGGUCGGCAGCUGCUGCUGCUGACGUGGCACUGCCAGGCUGGCCUGAGGACGUGGAGGAGGCAGCGUUGCGGCUGCUGCGGUCAAUUGACCACGUGGCAGAGCAGGUGGGCAGAGGGAGGGGACAGGUGGGCAAAAGGAGGGGGGAGGGGGGCGGGGCAAAGUGGGAGGGGAACAAAGUGGGGCAGGGAGGUGGCCGGGAGGAGGGAAGAUGGGUGACUCAUCUGUUCCAUGUCAACUUUACAUACCUUCUGUUGCACUCCCUCCUUUCUGUACGCACCCUCUGCUGUGCUCCCUUCCUCCUUGUGCCAUGCCAUGCCCUGCAGUGGCAGGAUGAGAAUAUCAUAGUCUGGCAGGAUGAGAACAUCAUAGUCGUCAGUCACUCCGAUGCCGUGCACGCGUCCAUCCUUCGAUGCAGGAAGCAUGCCACUGUUCACAACAUUUUGACAGCAGGUUAUGUGCACACACAGAGGAAUGUGUAUCGGGACCAAGAGGACGAGGAGGAGAGAGGCGUUGGCCAAUGGCAGCUUGCGUCUCGCUCUGGGAGCACAGGAAUUUUCUUUAAUUAA
Messenger RNA from Closterium sp. Naga37s-1, 1995 nucleotides. The record is from the annotation of a GenBank genome assembly. NCBI's taxonomy places the organism in Eukaryota, Viridiplantae, Streptophyta, Zygnematophyceae, Desmidiales, Closteriaceae.